Oreochromis aureus is the source of this 1015-nucleotide messenger RNA. RefSeq lists its product as uncharacterized. Lineage: Eukaryota; Metazoa; Chordata; Actinopteri; Cichliformes; Cichlidae. The record is from RefSeq and is a predicted model, not a curated record. The coding region runs from base 33 to 674 and encodes 213 amino acids. The transcript has 5 exons.
GUAAAGUUCAGGUCUGUUUCUCUCUCUGUCUGAUGAUGUUCAAGCUAAACCAAGCAGCACUGCUCUUCAUCGAGCUAUUAGUGAUGUGUCAUGUCUUUGAAGUAAUGCUUCAAAACGAAAACAGAGCUAUGAUGGUGCCCAGAGGAGACUCAGUGACGCUGACUUGCAACAUAUCCAAGACAAAUGCAACACAAAUCUCCUGGACUAACGGCAGAUCAGUUUUUCAAUAUUCCAAUCGCACCUAUUCAAAUUUCUCAUUGCACAGACUGAAAAUAAAUCAUGAGCUCCCUACAAAGCUAAUUAUUUUUAGUGCUCAGCCUGAAGAUGAAGGAAUUUAUGCAUGUACCAUAACAGGCCAAAGUGGUGUAAACAGCAUUACAUGGAAUUUAACUGUGUCUGAGAGUCCCAAAGAAUCUAUUCCAUCACAAUAUUUCCUAUACAUAUUUCCACCUGCAAUUGGAUUCCUUCUGUGUGGCAUCACGCUAGCUGUCUUCCUCUACAGAAAAAUGAUGAUGAGGACACUGAAUCAGGAUCCAGUCCAGGAUCAGUUUCCCCCUCAUUCAGGAGAAGAGGCAGCACACUCACAACCACAGGGUGGCACUGCUCACUGUACAAACAACAAACGGAGCAGUCAGUAUAUGGAGAGGCUCAAUUUAAUCUAUGGUCACUUCUGAGCUGAUGAUUCUUCCAGUUACACAGAGACAUGGACGUUUUUCAACUUCAGAGGGACGACAACACGGCUACUAUUGCCUCUUCAGCUCAGAAACACAGCUCUGGCUGUGAGCACAGCCAACCACCCCCAUUUAAUCCCUCUGUUCACAAGGAGCAGCCAGCUAGAAGAAAUUUUGAAUUCAAGGACUGGAAAAAAGAACUAAACAUCUUGUUUCAGAGACAGAAUGAACAUUGUUAAAUAAGUUUUCAGUGCAGUAAAAACUUAUUCAGGAAAAUUCUACAUUUAUGUAUUUAAACAGUUAUAAUGGUUACUGCAAUUUAACAAAAUAAUAAAAUAUAUUCA